GCUCUCCAUCCUCAACGAGUUCUUCCAGAUCAAGACGCACCAUAAUGGCAUUCGGAACGAUCUACAGCUACCCCAACAACCCUCGGGUCUCCAAGAUCCAAGCCGUUGCGAACCUGAACGGCCUCACUAUCGAGAGCGGUUCUUUCAAAUUAGGCGUCGACAACAAAUCAGAGGAGUUCCUGUCCAAGUUCCCCCUCGGCAAGGCGCCAGCCUUCACGUCCGCUGACGGGGUCAACAUUUUCGAGUCGAACGCAAUUGCACAGUACCUCGCCGAGAAUGGGCCCGCAAAGGAGCAGCUUCUUGGCUCGACACCCGCCGAGCGCGCAACAAUUCAGCAAUGGGUCACAAUGGCGGAGACGGAGGUCGCUGGCCACGUCGUUACGUGCUUCCUCCCGCGGGUCGGGCUAGUCCCUUAUAAUGCAGAGACGGAUAACCAGGCGCUGGAGAAGCUAGAGCGGACUUUGGGGGCAUUGGAAAGACACCUUGCUGGACGGACGUGGCUGGCCACGCCCAAGCAGUUGAGUCUUGCGGAUAUCGCAGUUGCAGCGUCGUUGGUCUGGGGAUUUACAUUUGUUAUCGACCAGGAGAUGCGGGCCAAGUACCCUGGUGUUGUGGACUGGUUCCGGGACGUGACGAGCAGCGAGGGUGUCAAGGAGGCAUUUGGUGAGACAAAGUUCAUUGAAAAGAGGGAGGUUCCGAAGUAA
Aspergillus nidulans FGSC A4 is the source of this 704-nucleotide messenger RNA. Its product is annotated as translation elongation factor EF1B gamma elfA. The coding region runs from base 45 to 704 and encodes 219 amino acids. The transcript is spliced from 2 exons. The record is from RefSeq and is a predicted model, not a curated record. Lineage: Eukaryota; Fungi; Ascomycota; Eurotiomycetes; Eurotiales; Aspergillaceae.